GGGAACUGCCCUGCAGGAGCGCUAUAUAAACAAGCCAGAUUAUCAAUGUCUAGCAUCCAUAAGUUCUCCUCUCGAACCCACAAGUGAAGGAGAGUCCUAGAUUUCAUGUCUACAAUGACAGCUAGAAGUUUUCCGAUUUUUGUAGCCAUUUUACUUCUUGUUGCGAUGCAAUCACGCACCAUUCAAUCAAAACCAAGUGGAGAUCCUUUUGGGUUCAUCAAACACCUGGAGGGAUGCCACAAGAAUGGAUCUGUCAAAGGGCUUCAUGAGCUCAAAAGAUAUCUUGAGAAAUUUGGAUACUUGAAGUAUGGUCAUCAAGGAAAGAAGGGCCAUAACCAUGCCAAUGACGAUGAGUUUGACGAUCUUUUAGAGUCUGCAAUCAAGGCAUAUCAGCAGAACCAUCAUUUGAACGUUACAGGAAGCCUAGACAAUAGUACAGUGCACGAAAUGAUGCAGCCUAGAUGUGGCGUGCCAGAUGUUGUCAAUGGCACAAAGCAUUACCAUACUCACAAGUCCAUCCACACACUAGCUCACUACAAUUUCAUUCCUGGAAAUCGUAGAUGGGCAAAAAGGCAAUUGACGUACACGUUUCGUUCCAGUGUCCAAGUCCCGGCUGCACAGAACAUAAGAUCCAUCUGCGCAAAAGCUUUUCGAAGAUGGGCACAGGUCACCGAAUUCACUUUUCAGGAAGUUAGCGGUAGCUCCCCUGCAGAUAUUGUAAUUGGAUUCCAUCGCGGAGACCAUAACGAUGGUAAAGCCUUUGACGGUCCUCAAGCAGUGGCGGAGCCACAAUUCUGGCUCCGCCACUGUCCUCAAGGGGUCUUAGCCCAUGCUACUCCACCAGCUAGUGAUGCAAUAUUCCAUUUCGAUGCGGAUGAAAAUUGGAGUGAAAACCCAGGACCUAACCAGAUGGACCUGGAAUCUGUUGCUGUGCAUGAAAUAGGACAUCUUCUUGGUCUUGACCACAAUGAUGAUCCAAAAGCCGAUGCCAUCAUGUCUUCCGGAAUUCCUUCUGGGAUUGCGAAAAGGGAUUUGCGUGCGGAUGAUAUUCAGGGUGUACGAGCUUUAUACGGAUUCGCUAAUUGAAGCACGUACAAAAGGAGAAUGAUGCUUGCAGUUUCUAUUAUCUAAAUUAAGAAUAAAUUUCCAUCAGUUUCUAGUUACGAAUUUGUGUUUAAUUUGGCCAUCCUGAUCUUAGAGAGGCGGUUACAGUCUUUAUUUGCAAAGUA
Molecule: messenger RNA, 1229 nt
Organism: Populus trichocarpa (black cottonwood)
Lineage: Eukaryota; Viridiplantae; Streptophyta; Magnoliopsida; Malpighiales; Salicaceae
Product: metalloendoproteinase 5-MMP
Exons: 2
Coding region: 106-1086 (326 amino acids)
Biological process (GO): collagen catabolic process; extracellular matrix organization; proteolysis
Cellular component (GO): extracellular matrix
Molecular function (GO): metalloendopeptidase activity; zinc ion binding
Source: RefSeq, a predicted model, not a curated record